Messenger RNA from Neltuma alba, 1434 nucleotides. RefSeq lists its product as uncharacterized. NCBI's taxonomy places the organism in Eukaryota, Viridiplantae, Streptophyta, Magnoliopsida, Fabales, Fabaceae. The transcript has 2 exons. Gene Ontology annotation, molecular function: zinc ion binding. Bases 1 to 1434 code for a protein of 477 amino acids. The record is from RefSeq and is a predicted model, not a curated record.
AUGAAUUCCCUGAAAUGGAAGACAAUAUUGUUAGGAUUGAGGCAGACUUUUCCAGAUGCGGAUGAUUUCAAGAAGAAACUACACAAAUUCAGCAUUGCAAACAAAUUUGAGUAUAAAUAUGUGAAGAAUUCUAAUGCCCAUAUGUAUGUCAAAUGCAAUGUUGAAGGUUGUCCAUGGAGGAUCAGUGCAAGAACAGCUAGAAAGAAUACUCCAGUAUUUUUACGUGUAACGACAUUCAAAAAUGAGAAUGUUCAUAAUGCCCAAGACAAUCUUCACGUGACACAUGGUGGAUCAGCUAGGUUGACAUCAUCAAUUAUAAUUGAAGAGGUUAGAGAUCACAUAGACAUGCGUCCAAAUGAUAUAAAGAAGAGGUUGGAAAGAGAUUAUGGUGUGAAGUUGACACACAAGCAAGCAUACAGGACCAAGGAAAAAGCAUUGGAGGACAUACAUGGCAGACCUGAUCAAACUUACAUGCUUAUUCCAUGGAUAUCCUAUGGGUGUUAUAUAGAGGGUUUUAUUACUGGUGCUAGACAUGUACUGUAUAUUAAUGGAAGUCAUUUAAGUGGACUGUAUAAGGGGACACUACUUUCAGAGUCGGCUUAUGAUGCGGACAACAAAUUAUUACCUUUUGCCAUUGCGAUUGUGAAGGGAGAGACACUUGAGGAUUGGACAUGGUUCUUACAUAUGAUUAAGGAGAUAGUUGGGUCAAUGCAAUUAACAAUUAUUUCAGACCGGUACAAUGCAAUUAUAGGCGCUAUGCAAGCAAUAUUCGGAGGUGAGCGACAUAUGUACUGUUACAGACAUGUUAAGGAGAAUUUUAGUACACAAAUGAUCAAGUUAAAUAGAGGAAAAAGGAAGACAAGUGGCAACACAAGGGAGGAUGGACUGCAUUUCCUAGAUGCCAUUGCAUAUGCAAGGCUUGACACAAAGUUUGAUCAAGCAAUGGAUAACAUGAGACACUUCAAUUCCCAAUUAUUUGAAAAGAUUGUCAAUCAUGGUGAUAUUCACAAGUGGGCCUUAAGCAAGUUCCUUUUUAAACGAUGGGACAACAUAACAACAAACCUUGCAGAGUCAUUCAAUGCGUGGAUGCUGAAGGAGAGAAGAUAUAAUGUUGCCCAACUUAUACAUGAGUAUCGUGAAAAAGUAGCUAAGAAGAUGUAUGCAGCAAGCAUGGCAAUGAGCAAAUGGAAGAAUGGUAUAGGCCCAAAUACAAAUGCAACAUUGAUGGAAAAUGUGGCAAGAUCUGCAAGGAUGUUAAGUGUUCCUUACGGAAGGGGGAAGGUGCGUGUCCAUGCAGCAAAAGGAGCCAUUAAUGUUGAUCUUAAAAAAGGUGAAUGUAGCUGUGCAGCUUGGCAAAUGUUAGGCAUCCCAUGCCCACAUGCAUGUGCAGCUAUCAAGGCCUUGAAUUGCAAUGUGGAUGAUUUUGUUGAAUAA